CGGAGCCGCUAUUUCCUUGGGUCGUUGACUGCUUUUGAGGCUCAAUACAUAGUCAGGUGCUUACAAAACAUCAGAAGUACUUAGAUAUCUAUAUCAUUAUGCACCCAACAAUACGACUGCUCCAAACAUGUCGGAUCACGCUCUUCACGCGAGCUAACUGUUCGCUCUGUACCAACGCCAAGGAUACAUUAUUUAAAGUUCGAGAGACGAGACCAUUUGUGUAUAAAGAGAUUGCUGUUAUGGAAGAUGGACAAAAGCACUGGAAAGAUUUAUACGAAUUUGAUACCCCUGUGGUUAGUGAUACUUGAUGCACAGAAAAAUAUGAUUUUGCUGACAUUUUACCUUAGAUUCACGUCACUAGGGAGGAUGCUGGGGAAGAACAGUCUGAAUUGGCGUCUAAAGCGAGGAAAUUGAUGCAUAGAUUCACUGAAGAAGAAGUCAAGGCAAAGAUGGAUGAAGUGGAAGGGAAGAGCUCUAUUUGAUCCAUGUUGAAACUGUACCUCUAAGAUCUAUUCUGAUAUCAAGUGAAUCGGUCAUGCUGCGCUAAAAUAAAGAAGAAUAUCUGCACACCACCAAUUUAUCUACCAUAAGGACCGGUCAACUUAGGUCCAUCUUUUGACCUUUGCCU
Messenger RNA from Sclerotinia trifoliorum, 628 nucleotides. NCBI's taxonomy places the organism in Eukaryota, Fungi, Ascomycota, Leotiomycetes, Helotiales, Sclerotiniaceae. The record is from the annotation of a GenBank genome assembly.